Messenger RNA from Labrus mixtus (cuckoo wrasse), 2110 nucleotides. It is a transcript of the gene rgs9bp, whose product is annotated as regulator of G protein signaling 9 binding protein. Gene Ontology annotation, biological process: G protein-coupled receptor signaling pathway. The record is from RefSeq and is a predicted model, not a curated record. Lineage: Eukaryota; Metazoa; Chordata; Actinopteri; Labriformes; Labridae. Bases 413 to 1195 code for a protein of 260 amino acids. The transcript has 3 exons. Gene Ontology annotation, cellular component: neuron projection.
UGUAGCAGAGACGGCCAGCUGCUCAUCCAUCUCUCUGGUGAUACUCAAUGAGAUUAGCUGUUGGUGUAAGCCUGCGUCAGUCCAAAGGGGUCAAUCACAGGAUUAGCACCUUGCUUAGACUUACAUCACUUUAUUACACUUUCUCCUCUUCACUUUUUUAGACUCUUUCUCUAGUGUUUUUUUUUAACCCUUAGGAGCAUGUUCACCUUUAACUCUACUUUAGUGGCUGGAGUGGGAUACGGGGAUGCAUCAUGCUGCUGUGGAGCUGAGUCUGUCUCGACCCUGAGCCGGUGAAUGAAGCAUCUUCCAAGAGGAGGAGAAGAGGAGCAGGGGCAGCCGGGGGAAGUGAAGGGGGCCGGCAGGCCAGAAUCUGGUCUGUUGUGAGUCUGAAGACUGUGGACCGGUCCUCCUCAUGCCGCUCAUAAACAACAAAGUGAGCGAUGGAUGCACGGUGGGCACGGAGAAGGCUUUGGCUGAUGGGAAGGCUCUGGUGGAUUCUUUGGUGAAGGUGGUGGCGUGUUACAGACACCUGGCCUCGUGUGUUGGUGGCUGCACAGACAGCUUGCAGCUUCGAGAUGAGCUUCGGCAAACUCGAGAAAAGGCUCAGAAGUUAGCUGUGGACAUCUGUAGUCACCUGACCUCACACCUCAGAAACAAGAGCCUCCCCGAGGAGCAGCGUAAGGAGAUGGAGCUCCUCUGGGUGGCCUUCUCCUCCAGCCUGGAGCUCCUCCACCUCGACAUGUGCAAAGUGCUCUGCAUGGGGCACACCUUCUGUCUAGCUGAUGCAAAAACCCUGGUGAAGACCGGCCUCCAAGGAAUAGGCAGCGAGGUGUGCGCUCGGGCUCUCAGCCUGCCGGACCUGAACCAGGCUCAGACCUCCAGCCUCCCUACAGGUCUGGAGGUCCAGGAGCGCAGCAGCAUGGAGAAGGAGAUCAGCCAGAUCGACAACAUGAUCGAGGACAUGGAGAUGAAGGUGAACGUGCUGCGCUGGAUGGUGGAGCCUCGGGGGCCGAAGCAUGCGGAGCAGCUGAGCGGCUCAGACAGCAACUCUCUGGCUCUGACGUCCAUCGACGAGGAGCAGCAGGAGGAGCGAAGGCCUCUGUGUCAGCGCAGCCCCGUCUUUGUGGUCUUACUGCUGCUGCUGGUUGUUUUAGUGGCAGCGAGUUUAUCUAUCAGUAUUGUCCUCUUCUCCUGAGCGAAAACUUAACACACUCUCUCUAUAAACUCAACAGGAACAGGAACUGCCAACAACCCUGUUCUCUGUUAACUCGAUAAAAAAAAUGUUUCAGUUUGAUAAAGCAGCUACAUGAUGAUUAGAGCAUACAAGAAUUUGUCUUAUUAUAAUAGCGUGAAACAAUGUUUGAUUGAAAAUAAUCCAAACAUGCCAUGAACUUCAAGCUAUCUCUGUUGAACAUUAAACUCCAUGUGGUCAGUAAAUCAACUUUAAGAGAUUCUCGGAGAGGUAGAUUUUCUGUAAGAAGUUCGACCCUUUAUGCUCCUUUUGUUCUGGCCUAAGUUCUCCUAAACAAAGACUCCUUACAUGUUUAUUCCUUGAAGCCACUGAGAAGUUUAGGUGUUGCAGCUUUGUAGUUUAUUUACUGUAAUAAGCAGAAUAUUCAUAUCCAAUGGCUGUAGCUUUCUUUGAGCCAUCUCUGUACAUACUGUCUGUGAUAGGAAGCUGACUGUGUAUAAACCAAUGAACCUUGAUAUGACAACGAUCUGUCGUCCAAUCGUUUUUAUUAUGAAGCAACAGAAAGAGUACAAAACUCAAAGAUUUUUACCCUUUUUAUUAUUUGAAUCAAGACAUUACAAAAAUAAUGUUUGAAAGGAUUUAUUUAGCUUUAAAGAUUCUCUGUUUCAGGGCGCUGGUAGCCUAGGGGUUAGUGCGCACUACUGUUGUAGUCAAGACCACACUAACCAAGACCAAGAAAUAACUGAGACCAGAGUGCUCCGAAACCAAGACAAGACCAAAACAUGAAGGGAUCGAGACCGAGUCAAGACCAAGACUAAGGCAGGGUGAGACCGAGUCAAGACCAAGACCAUGAAUAUCUCUGAAAAAUCAUCAUUUACCAGAAUCCCACUAAUUAACCAUUAGUUAAUAGUUAUUUAC